GGCUGACAGAAAGCCUCAGCUCAGGUGGGAGGGGUGACACCAGACAAUUGGCAUUUUAUGGCAACCCUACUUCCUCGUUGCAUGUCAUUACAAGCGCAUGGUGGACGAAGUGGCCAACUCGUGUAUGAACACACAAAGGAGCGACCAGGACGCAGCUGAAGCGGUCUAACAUCUUGAGGAUGGCUCUGGCCAACAACUCGGACUCCGCGGAUCCGGAUGGACACGGAGAGACUUUCCUCCUGCGCGCCGUCAGGAUAGCGGCUGUGGUUGCGCUUUAUUGGUUCAUCUCCAUAACCAUGGUCUUCCUCAACAAUUACCUCCUGGAUAACCGUGAGCUGGACGCGCCUUUGUUUGUGACUUUCUACCAGUGCGUGGUGACCGUGGGGCUGUGCUGGCUCCUGCAGUCCCUGUCCUCCUUCUGCCCGGGGCUCAUCAGCUUCCCGGAGCUCCGCUUUGACCUGAAGGUGUGCCGGGAGGUGCUGCCGCUGUCGGUGGUCUUCAUCGGCAUGAUCACCUUCAACAACCUGUGUCUCAAACACGUGGGAGUCGCUUUCUACACGGUGGGCCGCUCCCUCAGCACCGUCUUCAAUGUGCUGCUGUCGUACGUGGUGCUGAAGCAGGGCACCUCUUUCAAAGCCAUUCUCUGCUGUGGAGUCAUCCUAGGUGGAUUCUGGCUCGGCGUGGACCAGGAGGGCGUGGCCGGCUCCCUGUCCUGGACGGGCGUGUGUUUCGGGGUGCUGGCCAGCGCCUGCGUCUCGCUCAACGCCAUCUACACCAAGAAAGUGAUGCCGGCGGUGGACGACAACAUCUGGAAGCUGUCCUUCUACAACAACGUCAACGCCUGCGUCCUCUUCGUCCCGCUCAUCAUUGUGUUUGGCGAGCUGGGCCACGUGGCCAGCUUCAGCCUCCUCACUGACCUCAAGUUCUGGGGCAUGAUGACUCUCGGGGGAGUGUUUGGGUUCGCCAUCGGCUACGUCACGGGCCUCCAGAUUAAAUACACCAGCCCCCUCACACACAACGUGUCAGGGACGGCGAAGGCCUGCGCGCAGACUGUCAUCGCUGUGGUGUAUAACUCGUCCAGCAAGAGCCUGCUGUGGUGGACCAGUAACAUGAUGGUGCUGGGCGGCUCAUCGGCCUACACUUGGGUCAGAGGUCAGGAAAUGAAGAGGGUUUCCCCGAAAAUCCCUCAGGAUUCAGCCAAGGAGAAACUGCUGCCAGCUGAGAAGAGCAACAUGGCGGUGUAAAACCAGCAAACUGGAUUACCUGAUGAGGAGUCUGUGGCCUUCCCUUUGUAUGGGAAUGUAAAAUAAUGCAGCAUUUGACUGAUUACUGGUACAUACCAUGGAUUCAGCUGCACAGUUGUGUGGCUACAUGUUGGUUGGGUUGAGAAGUUGGGAGGUAUUAUGGUAAAGGUUUUUGAUGGGUUUUUAGUCUCUUUUAUUUAAAGAUAUUUACACUUAUUAUGGGCCUUUUAGAAUUAUUUUGAAAAUAACCAAGCUAUAUGAUUUGUUUCCUAUUGUCAGGACUCAGAGUUAGGGGAAAAAAGUACUUUUUAUUCACAGGAAGGGCAUAAUCAUAUUUAUUUGUAUCAAUGGCAUUAGUGUAAUGCGGGAACGAAGGAACUUUUAGAUGCCUUUUGAAUUAAUUAUGUUAUUUUUUUAUCAGAAGGAAUAUCCAACAUAACAGUUGAAAUCAUGUUCGUCUCUGUCAAUGUGCUAUUAAAGGUUUUUAGGGUAGCAGAACAAUGUGCUGUUUCUCAAAUGUGAAGGAAGCUAAGAUUGCAGGAUAUCCACUGAAUAAAAGGCUUGAGGGAAUCCGAGGCAUCAUGUCAUUGUGUUGCUGACAUUUACACCACAGUUUGCCUUUUUAUCCCACUUAGCCUAAAUAUUGUCACGAUUUCAAAAUGCUGCAGCCAUGAUCUUGCAGAGUAUUUUUUUAAUGUAUUUGUACAUUAUGUUUCUGAGUCCAAGCCGGGGUUUAAGAUAGGCCUUGGUUUUAGAUAUAUGCAAUUAUAUUUGCAUUAAAAAAAAAAAACACAAAAAGAGUGGGAGCGAGGGGUGAGGUAAAGAAAUUGGACUCCAGGAAAGACGUAAGAAGCAGC
Myripristis murdjan (pinecone soldierfish) is the source of this 2101-nucleotide messenger RNA. It is a transcript of the gene slc35c1, whose product is annotated as solute carrier family 35 member C1. The coding region runs from base 180 to 1244 and encodes 354 amino acids. NCBI's taxonomy places the organism in Eukaryota, Metazoa, Chordata, Actinopteri, Holocentriformes, Holocentridae. The record is from RefSeq and is a predicted model, not a curated record. The transcript has 3 exons.